GUGAUUCUUCCUCUGCUGAAAAACGAUUUUUAUGAAGUGAUUCAAGCAACAAUUGAUGGCAAACUCUGCAGCUGCAUGCCAGCCUGGUCAGAGAACAGCACAGCUGUGUGUGUGGUCAUGGCCAGCCCAGGGUACCCAGGAGACUAUACCAAGGGCAUGGAGGUAACAGGGCUGCUGCAAGCCAAGGAGCUGGGGCUGCAGGUGUUCCAUGGUGGCACAACGCUGAAGGAUGGCAGAGUGGUGACAAGUGGUGGCAGAGUCCUCUCCGUCACCGCAGUUGAGGAGGACCUGGUGAAAGCCCUGGGAGAAGCCAACAGGGGUGUAGCAGCCAUCCACUUCAAGGGGGCCACCUUCAGGAAGGACAUUGGCCGCCGCGGCGUGAGGCUCCUCCAGCACUCUCUGGGUCUGAUGUACAAGGAGAGACGUGUGGAGGCUCUAACCAGGGAUGUUCUGCUUCAUCUGCCACCAACAUCUGUUGUAAGUGGUACCAGAGCAGGCUGUCGCUCUGAAGCAGGAGGCCUUGCUGGUUUCUUUGACUUGAAAGCCUCUGGCUAUGGUGAUCCCAUCCUGGUCUCCCAAACUAAAGGCCUUGGACCCAAACUGCAGGUUGCCCAGGUGUGUAAGAGACACGACACUGUGGGCCAGGACCUGGUGGCCCUGUGUGUCAAUGACCUCCUGGCCCAGGGGGCAGAGCCUCUCUUCUUCCUCGGCCGUUUAGCCUGUGGCAAACUGGAUGCUGAAGUGACUGAAGCCAUCCAGGAGGGACUAGCUGAAGCUUGCAGAGCUGCAGGAUGUGCUUUCCUGGGCAGGGAGGUGACAGAGGUCACUGGCUUGUUUUCUGCUGGAGAGUAUGACCUGUCUGGCUUCGUGGUGGGAGCAGUGGAGCGAGGGCAGAUGCUCCUGGGGCUGCAGAGAGCUGAGGAGGAAGAUGUGCUCAUUGGAUUGGCCUCUCCUGGGAUUCACGGCCGUGACUUUGGCACUGUGAGGAAGAUUCUCCUCAUGUCCUCCCUGCACUACUCCUCACCAGCACCUGGCAGCUGUGGGGACAAGACAUUAGGUGAUGCGUUGCUGACCCCAGCCAAAAUGUUCAGUCCCUCCCUGCUUCCUGUCCUGCGCUCGGGGCAUGUGAAGGCUUUUGCCAUCAUUGCUGAGGAAGGAUUGCUGGAAGGCAUCUCCAGAGUUCUGCCAGAACAUGUCAGUGCUGUCCUGGAUGCUCUCAGCUGGAAGAUCCCUGAAAUCUUCUGGUGGCUGUACAAGGAAGGGAACCUCUCUGCAGAGGAGAUGGCUCAGACCUUCCAUUGUGGCAUUGGGGCAGUGCUGGUGGUGCAGGAGGACCUGGCCCAGCACGUUCUCAAGGACAUUCAGAGGCAUGAGGAGGCUUGGCUGAUCGGGAAGGUGGUUGCUCCUUGUCGCACAGGAGGUUCUCACGUCCAAGUGGAGAACCUUGAGGAAGCUCUGCAGCUGAGCAGCCCCCAGCACCUGCUGAGUGACACCAACACUGAGAGCCAGCACCAGCCCAGGAGGAGGAAGGUCAACGUAGCUGUUCUGGUCUCUGGGACAGGCACGAACCUCUCUGCCCUCAUUGGUUACACCAAGGAACCAGGCAGCUGUGCUCAGGUUGUCCUUGUCAUCUCCAACAAGUCUGGAGUGGAGGAGCUACGAAAUGCAGCUCGGGCUGGAAUUCCCACCAGGGUGAUUGACCACAAGCUCUAUGGGAGUCGCUCGGAGUUUGACAGCACCAUCGACCGAGUCCUGCAGGAGUUCUCUGUGGAGCUCAUCUGUCUCUCAGGGUUUAUGAGGAUCUUGUCCAGCCCUUUCCUCCAGAAAUGGAAAGGGAAAAUCCUGAAUGCUUCUCCAUCCCUUUUGCCACUCAAGGCUGGCAGUGCCCAGCAGGAGCCUCUGCAACCUGGAUUGAAAGUCACAGGCUGCACCGUGCACUUUGUCCUGGAGGACUCCAGCCCCAGGGCCGUGAUCCACCAGGAGCCGAUGGCGCUGAGGGCCGAGGAGGGGCAGGAGGUGCUGUCGGAGCGGGUGAAGGAGGCCGAGGGCCGCGCGUUCCCCGUGGCCCUGUUUUCAUCCCCAGCUCUGAGCCCUCUCCCCCAGCUCACAGCUCCUCUUGGGGAACGUACUGGAAGCCACUUUGGCUUUACGGAUUUGGAAUUCCUCUGUCUGUUUUUCAUCUGUGGAGAUAACAUGAUAGCAAGAGAGCUCAGGCUGCAGAAUGGAGCUGGUGCUGCGGAGGGAAUUCCUCCUUCCUAG
Messenger RNA from Acanthisitta chloris (rifleman), 2259 nucleotides. RefSeq names its product trifunctional purine biosynthetic protein adenosine-3-like. Gene Ontology annotation, cellular component: cytosol. The transcript has 14 exons. Gene Ontology annotation, molecular function: phosphoribosylamine-glycine ligase activity; phosphoribosylformylglycinamidine cyclo-ligase activity; phosphoribosylglycinamide formyltransferase activity. Gene Ontology annotation, biological process: adenine biosynthetic process; 'de novo' IMP biosynthetic process. NCBI's taxonomy places the organism in Eukaryota, Metazoa, Chordata, Aves, Passeriformes, Acanthisittidae. The annotation marks the transcript as partial. The record is from RefSeq and is a predicted model, not a curated record.